Ilex paraguariensis (yerba mate) is the source of this 1007-nucleotide messenger RNA. The record is from the annotation of a GenBank genome assembly. Lineage: Eukaryota; Viridiplantae; Streptophyta; Magnoliopsida; Aquifoliales; Aquifoliaceae.
AUGGACAAUCAAGGAAAUCCUCUUCUAAAUUGGGGUUACUACUGUCAAACAAAGAGCAUGGAAGAGCUGAAGCAAUCUCUUUUGCUCACUGCCAUGGAGCUACAAAGCGCAAAGCUGAAAGCACAUGAGGAGCUCAAAAUGAGAGAAGUUCAACUGAACCAACUCAAAGAUCUGUUUAACAGAGCCAUCAAAGAAAGAGAUGAAGCACAAGAGAAAUGCCAGAGGCUCCUCUUUGAAAAACUCUUCCUCCAACAACAGCAGCAGCUACAACAGUACCAACAAACAGCUCCACUCUCAGGAAUUUCAAGCAUUGAAGAUGAACCCAGAAGAGGGUUAGACUCCAACAAUGGAUUUUCAUCCUCAGAUUGUGAAGAAAGCAUUGUCUCCUCACCAGUUACUGACCCAGUUCAACCACCCCAAUUACCACGACCACCAUCAGAGCAAGAACCUGAAAUACUACUAGUUUCAGAGAAGCCAUUGCCAGAAAAGGGGAAGCUUUUGCAAGCUGUGAUGAAAGCAGGGCCACUCCUUCAGAAUCUCCUCCUGGCUGGACCUCUACCUCAAUGGCGCCACCCACCACCACCACUUGACACCCAUCAGAUCCCACCACCACCAGUGGUCAUUCCAUCAGCACCAACUCCAACACCAACUACUCAUCUCCUCUACCAAGACCCUUUACUCAACAUUAGUAAUUGCAGCAACGUUAAUGAUUGUGGUAGAGUUAACAGGAAAAGAGGUCCCUUUGAAGGCUUUGAUUCUUCCACACAGGUGAAGUACCAAAGGGUUGUUAUCCAGUGACAACUACUAUUGAUGGUAAUCCAGGUAGCUAUAUAAUUACCAUUGUAUACUAAGGUUAAUGAGAAUGAUGUUGCAAGUUGGGUAUCAAACUGAUCUAGCAUUUGUACAGAGGCAUGAUUUAGAAAGUAAAGAUCCCAAAUUAGCUAGUUAGGGAGAGGAAAGAAGAUACGGCUUGUUCUGGGGUUUUUUGCCAACAUUUUGGUUGGAGA